Messenger RNA from Jatropha curcas, 4039 nucleotides. The record is from RefSeq and is a predicted model, not a curated record. Lineage: Eukaryota; Viridiplantae; Streptophyta; Magnoliopsida; Malpighiales; Euphorbiaceae.
UUUUGAUUUGUAUCAACUCCAGUGUAGCUUCACAUAUAUCCGCGUCCUUUUCCUCUUCUUCUUCUUCCUCUUUUUUCUCGAUUCCUUUCACUGUCUGCUAGGGUUGGAGUGCGCUGUUUUACUCUUCCUAAUCUUUCCCUAUAUUUUCUACAUCAAUUUCGCAACACUCUCAGAUAAACUAUGACAAUGGAAGUCACCCAGGUGCUUUUGAAUGCACAAUCUAUAGAUGGAAAUGUGCGGAAACAUGCAGAGGAAAGCUUGAAACAGUUUCAGGAGCAAAAUCUACCUCUUUUUCUGUUUUCAUUAUCAGGAGAGUUAGCUAAUGAUGAGAAGCCUGUUGAUAGUCGUAAAUUAGCAGGCUUGAUUCUAAAGAAUGCCUUAGAUGCAAAGGAACAACAUAGAAAAUUUGAGCUUGUUCAGAGAUGGUUGUCACUGGAUGCUGCUAUCAAGAGCCAGAUAAAGACAAGCUUGCUAAAUACCCUAUCUUCUCCAGUAUCUGAUGCUCGGUCAACUGCCUCUCAAGUAGUUGCCAAGAUUGCUGGGAUUGAGCUACCUCAGAAACAGUGGCCUGAGUUGGUAGGAUCACUUUUAUCUAAUAUUCACCAGCUACCUGCACAUGUUAAGCAAGCAACGUUGGAGACCCUUGGAUAUUUGUGUGAGGAAAUUUCUCCUGAUGUUGUGGACCAAGAUCAAGUAAAUAAAAUUCUUACUGCCGUAGUUCAAGGUAUGAAUGCAUCUGAAGCAAACAAUGAUGUGAGGCUUGCUGCCACUCGAGCAUUGUACAACGCUCUAGGCUUUGCUCAAGCAAAUUUUAGCAAUGAUAUGGAGCGUGAUUACAUCAUGAGAGUUGUAUGUGAGGCUACUUUGUCUCCAGAAGUGAAGAUGAGGCAAGCGGCUUUUGAAUGUUUGGUUUCUAUUUCGUCAAUGUAUUACGAAAAAUUAGCUCCUUAUAUGCAGGACAUUUUUAGCAUCACAGCAAAGGCUGUGAGGGAAGAUGAAGAACCUGUGGCCCUCCAGGCAAUUGAGUUUUGGAGUUCAAUUUGUGAUGAGGAGAUAGACAUCUUGGAAGAAUAUGGUGGUGAUUUCACUGGAGAUUCUGACAUUCCUUGUUUUUAUUUUAUCAAGCAGGCUCUCCCUGCUCUUGUCCCAAUGUUGUUGGAAACUCUCCUUAAGCAAGAGGAGGAUCAGGAUCAGGAUGAAGGGGCUUGGAACAUUGCAAUGGCAGGGGGGACAUGCCUUGGCUUGGUUGCAAGGACUGUGGGAGAUGACAUUGUGCCACUUGUUAUGCCAUUCAUUGAAGAAAAUAUUACAAAACCAGAUUGGAGGCAAAGGGAGGCAGCGACAUAUGCUUUUGGCUCGAUUUUGGAGGGUCCUUCACCUGACAAGUUGACACCUAUUGUUAAUGUGGCUUUGAGUUUCAUGCUUACUGCUUUGACAAAGGACCCAAAUAGCCAUGUGAAAGACACCACUGCUUGGACUUUGGGACGAAUCUUUGAAUUCCUUCAUGGUUCAACUGUGGAUACACCCAUAAUUACUCAAGCAAAUUGCCAACAGAUUAUAACAGUUCUGCUCCAAAGCAUGAAGGAUGCUCCAAAUGUGGCUGAGAAGGCAUGCGGUGCCCUGUAUUUCCUUGCCCAAGGUUAUGAAGAUUCAGGCCCAUCAUCUCCCUUGACACCUUAUUUCCAGGAAAUUGUGCAUGCUCUUCUAACUGUUACUCACAGAGAAGAUGCUGGAGAGUCCCGGUUGAGGACUGCUGCAUAUGAAACGCUGAACGAAGUGGUGAGGUGCUCAACUGAUGAAACAGCUCCGUUGGUGUUGCAGCUGGUUCCAGUCAUCAUGACAGAGCUUCACAAAACUCUUGAAGGGCAGAAGCUUGGAUCUGAUGAGAGAGAGAAACAGGGCGAGUUGCAAGGGCUUCUUUGUGGGUGCUUACAAGUUAUCAUUCAGAAGUUAGGUUCAUCAGAGCCUACUAAGAUUGUGUUCAUGCAAUACGCAGACCAAAUAAUGGGGCUUUUCCUGAGGGUUUUUGCUUGCAGAAGUGCAACUGUGCAUGAGGAGGCAAUGCUAGCCAUUGGAGCACUUGCAUAUGCAUCUGGUCCUGAUUUUGCAAAAUACAUGGCAGAGUUUUAUAAAUAUUUGGAAAUGGGUCUUCAGAAUUUUGAGGAGUACCAAGUGUGUGCUGUUACAGUUGGUGUUGUGGGGGAUAUCUGCAGGGCGAUAGAAGAUAAAGUUUUGCCUUAUUGUGAUGGGAUUAUGACACAACUUCUGAAGGAUUUAUCCAGCAAUCAGUUGCAUCGAUCUGUGAAGCCUCCCAUUUUCUCAUGCUUUGGUGACAUUGCCUUAGCAAUAGGAGAGAAUUUCGAGAAGUAUUUGAUGUAUGCCAUGCCCAUGCUUCAAAGUGCUGCAGAGUUGUCUGCUCGUACAGCUGGCACUGAUGAAGAGAUGAUUGAUUAUUCAAAUUCACUGAGAAAUGGGAUUUUGGAGGCUUAUUCUGGAAUUCUUCAGGGGUUUAAAAACUCUCCUAAAACGCAACUUUUGAUUCCUUAUGCACCCCAUAUGCUCCAGUUCCUGGAUAGCAUAUACAUGGAGAAAGACAUGGAUGAUGUGGUUAUGAAAACUGCCAUUGGUGUCCUUGGGGAUUUAGCAGAUACACUGGGAAGUAAUGCUGGUUCUUUGAUACAACAAUCUCUUACUGUCAAAGACUUUUUAAAUGAAUGUUUAUCUUCUGAAGAUCAUAUGAUUAAGGAAUCUGCUGAGUGGGCCAAGUUGGCCAUAAGCCGUGCCAUUUCUGUUUGAGGUUGUUCAUACUCAGGCAUUUUUUCCUCUACAAAUCCCUGCAUGCAUUUGGGUGUAUUGAGUCGGGGUCUGGGUUGAAUUUGUGUCAGGUCGUGCCAUCAACAGAUAACGAUAGUUAUCUUCAGGCUGUCACUAACUAUUGCAUCAGCAUCGUGGUUCUAUUGGAGGUAUUGGGUAGUGAUUAUGUUGCAGGUGUGGGCAAAGGCAUUUGUUUCAAAGGUUUAAGAAAAAAAUGUUGGCCAUAGCAUACAGAAUCGUUGCAAGUGAGGGAGAGGUAACGUUGGUUUGCUGAAUAGAUACAGGUCAGGUAGCAUUUUGUCAGCUGCUAUUUAUUGGUGAUACCUCUUCUCACCAGACUACCUAUUGCUGUCUCGGUGGUUGUCUCUGAAGUACCUCUAGGUUGUGGGAGUGGAGGGCUGCAGGGAGUCUGUUGAAGUUUUGUGACACUUGAAGACCACCCAAGUGCCGCAUUUUAGAAGACCCUCAAUUCAUUAAUGAUUUUUUUUGCCCCUUUUCAUAUUUCAUUCAAUGAUGUCUUGUAUUAGUUCAUCAUUAUGUCUGUCAUGGUCAGGUUGUAUUUUAACUAUCGCACACUCUUUCGGUAUACUCGAUUGGGGGGUCUUCAACAUUUUAUAAUUGAGGGAGUUGCGUCCUGCAUUGCAUUAUUCAUUUUUCUUUUAUUCUGUUCUCAUAGAUCCCAAGUCAGUCAUUCUGCAUUCAUUAAAUCAUAUAUACUUAUUUUCUUUCCCCGUUUUCUCAAAUACAAAGUCUCUUCGUUUUUGUCAAAAAAGAAUGUGUAAUGUUUUGGGAUUGUAGAUAAGAUUAUUAUACUAAAAUGUCUUCAUCUCUGGAGAUUGAUUCUCACAAGGAGCAAGACGUAGUGCAAUUAUAUUUUGUUGCAUGGUUCAUUUUUGGGCCUGUGAGUAUUGGUUGGGGUGCAGGCUAUGCGUCUUGUUGAUCCUUUGAUUUGUUUUUUCCUGUUCUAUAUUUUUCGGUUCUUGGAAAUUUUAUAUUUGCUCCUUUGUUUUUUUUUUUUUUUUCAUUUUGUUCAAAUAGAUUUCCACUGUAUAACAGGUAACCAACUUUUUGGUAUUUUGUAGACUGCGAAUUUCAAUUCAAUCUACCUGUUUCCUACCUGUAAUUUCUAAUCUGCCCAAGUGGCAUGCGCUAAUCAUGCUGCCAGAAAUUAUCUUGAGCAUCUAUCAAACUAUCCAUGAAUGUGAUAUCUUUAGUUGCAUAACAA